Molecule: messenger RNA, 1585 nt
Organism: Cuscuta campestris
Lineage: Eukaryota; Viridiplantae; Streptophyta; Magnoliopsida; Solanales; Convolvulaceae
Source: the annotation of a GenBank genome assembly
CAGAAAAGAAAAAAGAGAAAGAACUUUUAAAAAGAAAAAAUUUACAGCCCAUAACUUAAUCAUUACACCAUCAAAUCAUUACUUUUCCCAAAUCCUACAAUUCUUUAUUGUUUUGGCGGUAAAAAUGGCGCCAUUUUUUCUUCUUCUUCUAUAUUUGGAAACCUCUAAACUGAAUCUGCCAAGUCUUUCCUUCGAAAAAAAGUGGGGUAUUUGCAAUCAGAUUCAUCAGAUUCUCACUUUCUUCAGGAUGGAGAACUUUCUUCAGAUUCUUCAUCUGCAAAUCAGGUCCAUCUUCCUUGCUUUUUAAGUUGACUUUUUUCUUCAUUUGCACUUCUUCAAUGUCUUCUUCCACCAUCUUGCUCCCUUCACCUCCUGUCAUAGAAACACAAACACAACCCGAAGUGGAAAUUGAAAAUCAGUCAAAUGCAGAAAAUCAACGGGUUAAUAAUAAGUGCACACACAAACUGUGUGAUGAAACUAGGGCUUUAAUCAUACAAACCCUUCUCCAAAACUUGAAGAAGGGGAAACCGGGCACGGAUGUGAUGAAACAACUUGCUGAGCAAUACCAAAUCAAUCCAAAAACAGUUCAAAGAUUGUGGGCAGAAGCUAAACAACAAAUGAAAGAUGGCAUAAGUGUACGGGUCAUUGGUCGAAUGAAGGGAAAGUCUUGUGGGAAAGCAGGUCUCAGUCUACCCGUGGAUAAGGUCUCAGCUGUGUCCCCCAAUAAAAGAAGAACCAUUAGGGCAUUGGCAAAGGCAGUUUCAAUGUAAAGACUAGCAUACAGCGAUUGGUUAAUCGAGGAAAACUCAAGGCUCACACAAAUCCAAUCAAGCCUCACUUGACAGAAGAUAAUAAAGUAAGGAGAUUAAAUUUCUGCCUGAGUAAGCUGCAACAAAACACUUUGCAGACAACCCCACAAUUUCAUGACUUUUAUGAGUAUGUGCAUGUGGAUGAGAAAUGGUUUGAAAUGACUCAAGCUACACAGAGAAUGUACUUGCAUGCAGAAGAAGAAAGUAAUCUGCAUAGGACUAUUCAAUCCAAAAAACAUAUCACAAAAGUUAUGUUCUUGGCUGCAUCAGCCAGGCCAAGAUUUGAUGAAGAUGGUGAGGUCUUAUUUGAUGGAAAAAUUGGAAUUUUCCCAUUCAUAUUCACAGAACCUGCACAAAGGAAUAGCAGAAAUAGACCAAGGGGCACAUUGGUUACCAAACCAGUACCAAUAGUGAACAAAGAUGUGUACAGGAGCUUUUUGAUCAACAAAGUCAUUCUUGCAAUUAAGGAAAAGUGGCCUACUGGUUCCAACAAAAGGGUCAUCAUUCAACAAGACAAUGCCAAGCCACACAUUGCAUGUAAUGAUCCUGCAUUUCUCCAAGUAGCCCAGGCUGAUGGUUUUGACAUAUCAUUAACAUUUCAACCACCAAACAGUCCAGAUCUAAAUGUGUUAGACCUUGGCUAUUUUAGAGCAAUUCAGUCACUACAACAAGACCACAAAUGCAAAACUAUAGAUGACCUUGUUCAUGUUGUGACAAAGUCUUACAAUGAGUUUGAACCUAUGCGCUCCAACUUUGUGUGGCUAAGUCUGNUCAAG